This is a messenger RNA of Oryza brachyantha (malo sina), 1484 nucleotides long. RefSeq lists its product as uncharacterized. Bases 327 to 968 code for a protein of 213 amino acids. The transcript has 2 exons. The record is from RefSeq and is a predicted model, not a curated record. Lineage: Eukaryota; Viridiplantae; Streptophyta; Magnoliopsida; Poales; Poaceae.
GAAAGUCAACUGCACCACCCUACUCCCUAUAUAAAAGGCAGCCCGGCAUAACCUCCUCCAGCCCUUGCCCGGAGGAGGGUUAAUUAGCAGCUACUUCAUUAAAUUAUCUACUAAUUAAUUUCCCUCUCUGCCUUCUCAUCAAACUACGAAAUCUUCCCAAUCUUUAGACCUUGAUUUCCAUCAAAAGAACAAACUUUCUUCUCUCCUUAAUUUGAUCUUCCUCUACCCUCUUGCAAAAUUUUAUGCAAGUGUUCUUGCUCUGCUAUUAGAUGAUCAUGUCAACUCAUCCUUGAUGCAGAAUUGCAGAGUUAUUAAUAGAUCGAUCGAUGGAGCACGUCCUCGUCGACCAAUUCACCGGCGGCAUCGACGACGGCCGGCGGCUCACCGUGGUGCCGCCUCGCAGAAGCAUCUACGGCAGCUGCUUCACGUAUGCGCCGGCGCGGACUCCAUUUCAGUACACGCCUUACGAGGCGGCGUUGUACUCCUCGCUCUCUCUCCCACACAUGCCUUACACUUACCACGCGGCGGCGGCGGCGCCAUGUCCGGCGCCGGGGGCUCUCUUCCCGCACCUGCCGAUCCCGGCGGCCUUGACCAAAUACUCCACGCUCCCUUACGGGCCAUGGCCGCGGGCGCCGCCGGCCGCCACUGCCGUCACCAAGGGAAGAGCGGUGGCGAUGAUGCGGAGCAAGCAGGUGGCGGGAGAGUGCAAGAGGAAGAAACCGAGGACGCCGAGGUCGGCGGAGGAGCCGGUGAGGGCGCAGCGGAGGCGGCCGCUCGAAAGGGCGGCGCCGCUGCCCCCGGCGCCGGCGGUCGCCGCGGCGCUGGACGACCUGGAGCGGGAGGUAGCGCGCGGGUUCGUGGAGGACCUGCUGCACGCGCUGGCGCCGCCGCCCAGCAGCCUGCCGCUGCCCACCUUCUCCCUCGUCAGAGCGGCCGCCGCAAAGGCCCCGCCGUCCUGCGCCGUGUAGGCCGCCGGCCGGAGAUCCACGGCCGCCGCCGCCGCCGUCUUCGCAUCGAUAUUUAUGCAUGCGAGGUUGCGAGCGGCGGCGGUUUUAUUAUUAUUAUUAUUAUUAUUAUUAUUAUUAUUAUUAUUAUUCGUCUUUAAAUCUGUAUGUGUGUCUAUUAUUUUUUUUCCAUUUCUUUCACCGAGACAUUUUUUUUUCUUUGGAUGGAAGAAAUGGUGAGAAAAAAAAGUGUGUUUUGUUUCAAUUUAUUUCUAUAAUUUUGAGGGCUGUGUGAGAUAAGUAAACCCAGGUAGGGAUUGGCUAAAGCCUAAGGCUAAUCAAGGGUUUACAUAGAAUUAUUCACAGCGAUUAUGUAUGUUCUUGAUGGGGUCUGUUUUUUGUUGCCUUGUAUCAAGAUAUAUCUAUCGAUCAAUUGGGGUGUUCUGUAUGAUGUCAUCAUCCCUCUUGUGUCAUAGUUUAGCAAAAUCUUGCCUAUUUUGAAUUUGGGGACUAUGUAUCUCAUGCAUGAUGAUCCAUUUA